This is a messenger RNA of Solanum lycopersicum (tomato), 6314 nucleotides long. RefSeq lists its product as uncharacterized. The record is from RefSeq and is a predicted model, not a curated record. Gene Ontology annotation, cellular component: TRAMP complex; nucleolus. NCBI's taxonomy places the organism in Eukaryota, Viridiplantae, Streptophyta, Magnoliopsida, Solanales, Solanaceae. Gene Ontology annotation, biological process: RNA 3'-end processing. Gene Ontology annotation, molecular function: poly(A) RNA polymerase activity; mRNA binding.
UUUCAGAAGAAUUCCAAGUGAAAGCAUAAGAAAUUUACUUCCUUUUGGCCCUUGUAGUUUUUUUCAGUAUAAAUACGAAACAAAGGUCAGCAAAUACGGAAUAAUCUCUUCACAUGAACCGCGAUUGUUGCUUUGAUUAUCGUCUUCUACAUGAUCAUCGCUGCUACUGCUACUGCAACCACCUGAGAAUCUUCACAAAAUUCACCUGAAGAAAAAAAAAUGAAAAAAUCGAACUUUAGUUCGCCUUUGCCCCAAAAAUCUAUGAACAAUUCAAGACAGCAGCUUUUUGAUUCCCUCACAUCUCACAUUUCUCUCUACAAUUCACAAAAACCUCCAUUUCCUAAUCAUAACCCUAACCCUAGAUCAUCGCUGAUCAAAUGGUUCUCUUCCCUUUCGAUUCCUCAACGCCAAGCUCAUCUCACAAUUGUUCACUCGAAUUUCGUUCAAAUCCUGUUGCAAAUGCUUGGUAAACUUCAAUCCAAUGGUCAUGGGUUUUUCUUCAUCCUACCUGACAUGCCUUCAGAUGGUUCUGAUCUUCCAAGCGUUUGUUUCAGGAAGUCUCAUGGGUUAUUAGCUCGAGUUGCGGAGUCCAAUGAGUCAGAAAGGCGAGUUCGUCAGUCUGUACGGAUUUUCAACUCGAAAGAAGGAGAAGGGGAAAAUGGGGUUUCGGGUUUGUUGGAUUUUGUUGAUGCUUUGACUGUAAGUGAGGAAUUUGUUGGAAAUGUGGAUACUUUUGUGAAUGCAAUGGAUGGUGUUACGAAUAGGAAGUUUUUGAGAGGGGAAGAAAGUGGGUUGAGCUCAGAAUGGGUGGAAUUGGGGUGGUUGAAAGAGAAGGGUUAUUAUAGCAUCGAGGCUUUUGUGGCGAAUAGGUUGGAGGUGGCGUUACGAUUGGCAUGGUUGAAUCAUAAUAAUGGGAAAAAGAGAGGUGUAAAGCUGAAAGAUAAGGUGAAUUCUGUAGGUGUAGGGGCAAAUGCAUUUUGGAGGAAGAAAGGGUGUGUAGACUGGUGGGGUAAGUUAGAUGAGGCAACAAGGGUCAAGAUUCUUCGUAAUGGCUUAGGGAAGGCAGCAAAAUCACUGAUUACUGACACUUUGAAAGGGGCAAGAGGUGUUUCAGCGGAUAAAACUUGGCUAUGCAGUUCAACACUAGAACAACCUCUGAGGGGUAAUCCUACUUUGUCUGAUCGAAGAAACUUUAUGAAUCUCAGUGUGUCAGAUGCAAGAGUUGCAAAAAAGAGCAUGCAUCAUGCAUCAGUGUUUGGAGUCUCGUGUUCAUUCAACCAGUUACUUGAUUGUUUGUUUAUGCUUGAGGAUAUCUCCACUGUGCUGUUGGCAUGUCCACAUUCUGUUUGCGAGCCUCCUGAUAGUGAAAAAUUAUUCUUUAGUUCAUUUGAAUCUGUUAAUACUCUUUCUGAUUGUAUAUUAAGAAAAUUACGGGGGUUACUCAUGAUUAUUUCUCUUGACUGUACAAAGUAUGAGCUACUAGAGGACGAAAACUUGAAUUCCUUACCAAAGCAAAACAAAGAGAUACUUGGUGCUUCGAACCGUAAGAAAAAAGGGAAAAACCGUAAGGUGAAGAAAUCAAAUUCUUUGCCAAAACCUAAAACAGAUGGUUUGAGGCCUGCUAAAAGCACUGAGGACAAGGGAGACACAUCCAUGCGUUGUGAUAAUGUAUAUAAUAGUUCGUCUACUGGUUUGGUCGAUAAAUUUUGUGGCGAUAAUGUACAUAGUAGUUUGCCCAGUGGAUCGGUCAACAGAGAACAGCAGAAGGAUCAUGUUAAAGAGAGUCUUCCAUCUUUGAUCGAUAUGGGUGAAGGACCAGAUAAUCAAACUGUUAGAAGUGCUUCAAGGAAGAAAAGGAAAGAAAGAAACAAGAUUAAGAACCCUAGCUUGAUAACUUCUGGGGAAGAUGGUAAAUGUCCGAAAAGAAAUUCUCAGAAGUCCUUUAUUUCUGUCAACUCCCGAGGUAGGGAUCCAAGUUCUGAUUGUGUCACUUUAAUAGAUUCGGUUGUUCAAAGCGGAUCAAAAGAUUCUUGUAUUGACAAUGAGAAACGUGAACCAGAAAUGAGCAUUCUGAGUCGAAGCAGUAGGGAUUCUGGUUCUGCUGGUUCUUUUGAAGGUUACAGGAAUCCUUGUUUGACAGACCAUUUGCCCAAAGAGGGAGUGAUGGAAAAUGGAACGGUAGCUGUUGCAGUGGAAACUACCAAUAGGGAAGGCGAUUCUGCUAUAUCUUCUGUAAUGCCUGCGAUUGAAUCUGGACGCACUCUUUCAAACGGCAAGGAGUUCAAAAAAUUGAACAGAGCAGGUUUUCUUGAGCAGAAAAUUGAAGUUGGUGAUGCCAACACAAAUUUGACCUCGUUACAGGAGAAAGGAAGUGUUGAUGUUUAUGAUACAGGGCCGAUGAAUUCUCCAUCUUAUGUUUCGUAUGAGUGGCCCAGUGUAGCUCCUGUUCAUCUUCCAUGCGGUGAUUCACAUCUCCCACGGGCUACUGAUAGAUUGCACCUUGAUGUCAGUCGCAACUGGAAAAGUCAUUUUCGUCAUUCUUUUCUACGCAACGUACGCCAUGUAAGAAAUUCUUCAAUUGAAACAGGAUGCCCUGGAAUCAUAUCUGGACCUUUGCCAAUGAGUUUAGAUUGGCCCCCAAUGGUGCGCAGUAUCAAUAGACUAGCUGCUCCAUCAGUUACAUGCAAUUAUGAUGCUGGGUUUAUAUCUAGGAGAACGUCUUUCCAGCAAGAUAUAGCAGCUCAAAGCAUGCACUGCAAUGUGGUGAGUACUGAGGAUGAAAGGGUGUAUUCUGGUGACUUAAUGGACUUCUCCGAUCUUGCAAAUUCACAUGAAGUGGGUGAAGACCAUGAUUAUCACUGGAUGUCUGAAGAAGAGUUAGAGGUACAUGCUGUUUCCGGGGUGGACUAUAAUCAGUACUUUGGAGGUGGUGUUAUGUAUUGGAAUCCUUCUGAUCAUCUUGGUACUAAUUUUUCACGUCCUCCCUCUCUUAGCUCGGAUGAUAGCUCAUGGGCAUGGAGGGACGCAGACAUGAAUAGGGCAGUUGAUGAUAUGGUUGCCUUCUCUUCUUCCUACAGUACAAAUGGUUUGACUUCUCCUUCUGGUGCUUCCUUUUGCUCUCCAUUCGAUGCUUUAGGUUCAGGACAUCAGGCUGUUGGUUAUGUUAUACCAGGAAGUGAGAUUACCAGCAAGGUUCUGCAGUCAUCAUCAUCAGCAGAUCUAGUGACAGUAGAGAAUGCUUCAGGAUCCUUGUCCAGUUUGCCCGCUGAAGUUGAAGCAAAGUCUGUGGAUUCACUCGCAUACCCCAUUUUACGACCCAUUGUCAUUCCCAGUAUGUCUCGGGAGAGAUCAAGAUCAGAUUUUAAGCGCAGUCAUGAUCAUAAAAGUCCUUGUGUUCCUCCCAGUAGGCGGGAGCAACCUAGGAUCAAGAGGCCUCCAUCACCUGUUGUCCUCUGUGUUCCACGUGCUCCUCAUCCGCCUCCUCCUUCUCCAGUUGGUGAUUCUAGAAGGCACAGAGGUUUUCCAACAGUUCGGUCUGGUAGCUCCAGCCCUAGGCAGUGGGGUGUCAAAGGUUGGUUCCAUGAUGGAAUUAAUUUUGAAGAAGCCUGUAUACGCAUGGAUGGUAGUGAAGUAGUUUGGCCUGCUUGGAGGAGUAAAAGUCUCUCAGCCCAUCAGUUAACGCAACCUCUACCUGGAGCUUUGCUGCAGGACCGCCUAAUCGCAAUUUCACAGUUAACUCGCGAUCAAGAACAUCCAGAUGUUGCGUUCCCACUUCAACCUCCCGAAACGCUGAACUCUACUGCAAAGAAGGCAUGUCUCUCAAUGAUCCAUAGUCGCCUUCACAAUGAAAUUGAGAACUUCUGUAAACAGGUUGCCUCUGAGAAUCUGAUCAGGAAGCCUUACAUUAAUUGGGCUGUAAAGCGCGUUGCACGUUCUCUACAAGUAUUAUGGCCUAGAUCGCGUACAAACAUUUUUGGUUCAAACGCUACUGGGUUGUCACUCCCAUCGAGUGAUGUGGACCUUGUGGUCUCUCUUCCUCCUGUGAGGAAUCUGGAACCAAUUAAAGAAGCUGGGAUCUUAGAGGGGCGAAAUGGGAUCAAAGAAACAUGCCUUCAGCAUGCAGCUAGAUAUCUGGCUAACCAGGAGUGGGUAAAAAAUGAUUCUCUGAAGAUCGUGGAAAAUACUGCUAUACCAAUUAUAAUGCUUGUGGUGGAAGUUCCACAUGACCUCAUUUCGUCGUCUCUAUCAAAUUUACAAACACCAAAAGCUGAACCAACUGAGUUGACUGUUGAAGAAGGCAAUACUUUUCAGGCUGAUUCGACUUGUUCGGAUUCCUCAUCUUCACCACAGUGGUCUAAGAUGAAUGAAUGUGUGAAGGAUGUAAAAGCAGUUCGACUUGAUAUUAGUUUCAAAUCGCCUUCUCAUACAGGAUUACAGACCACAGAGCUGGUAAAAGAGCUCACAGAACAGUUUCCUGCUACCACACCUCUUGCUUUGGUGCUAAAACAGUUCCUAGCAGAUCGCAGUCUUGACCAGUCAUAUUCAGGCGGUUUAAGUUCAUAUUGUCUAGUACUAUUGAUCACACGGUUUUUGCAGCAUGAACAUCAUCACAGUCGACCAAUUGAUCAAAACUUGGGGAGCCUCCUGAUGGACUUUUUCUACUUCUUUGGGAAUGUGUUUGAUCCUCGUCAAAUACGUGUCUCAAUACAGGGAAGCGGCUUAUACAUAAAUAGAGAACGAGGGUGCAGCAUUGAUCCAAUUUGCAUUGAUGAUCCUCUGUACCCAACCAAUAAUGUGGGGCGGAACUGCUUUCGCAUACACCAAUGCAUCAAGGCAUUUGCGGAUGCUUAUUCCAUUUUGGAAAAUGAGAUAGCUUCUCUUCCAUGCAACGAUGAAUCUAAUUCAGUGCCUCAAGUUAAGCUACUCCCAAGAAUUGUUCCAAGCAUUGAGGUUUCUGAGGUAUCUUAAUAUCAGAAAUUUUGCAUCUUGAAGCUUAUUGUUAUUACUAUCAAAGAUUCAAUGAUCAAUCUCAACUUGCAACUGCCUCUACUAGAGUUGGACUAAAUUCUAUAGCCGCUCAUUCUGCCGUGAUUGGGUUGGGAUUUUGCCUUUAAAAAUUGGGACCAACUUCUGCUGGAUGUCAAAACUAAGAAUAGUUAAAGAGCUCCUCCAUUCAAUUGAAUCAAACAUUGUCUGAACUUGACCAUGUCAAUAUAUGAUGACCACAUUGACAUGUUGGAGACUGUCUAUUGCUAGCUGGUCCAUCUUGAAAGUUAUCCCAAAGUUAGAGAACUCUCCACUCGUUACAAUUUUAAUUUUCACCAAACCAGAAUUUUGUACUUGAAGAACUUUUGAUGUCAUUGUUGAAAUGGAUUUGUACAUAUCAUCAUUGUGGUAUUGAAUUGGGCACUACUAGAGCUAAUGAGGCAAUUUGCAACUUACAAAGAGAUUGAGAAGUCUAGUGCUGGCUAGAAUUGAAUGGACAUUCUGAGGCACCAUUCCAUAUCUCCAACCUCUAAGUUAAGAUUUGAACCUUGGGCUUAUGUCAACUCCAAAAGCUAGCUCAUGCGGUCAGGAUUGUUAAUGAGGCACACAAACCCUACCCACACCGAUGUGAGACUCUAACACCCCCUAUACACCCAGGAUUGGACAAUUAGAGCGUGGUAACAUGGGAGCCAAGUUCAGGUAAAUGAAGUCUCUGAUACCAUGUGAAAAGAAAUGGUGGUGUCCGUGCUCUCUUGAUAACAGUGGUGACCAGGCCAUCUUGCUCGUGCCUCAAAUACUUCACCAAGUAUCUGCUACCUCCACCAGCGCAGGCUCACGGUCAAUAGGAAAAGCAAGCUUUUAGCUACUUCUGAUAGGCUGAGCAUCCUCGGAUUGAAGAUACCUUACGUCAGGAAGGGGCUGAGGAAAAUCAAGCUUCUGGACACUUCUAAUAGGAAUAGCAAGCUUUUGGACUUCUAAUUUACGGGUGGGAACUGGGCAUUUUCUGCUGGCUCCAAGGGUAGAGGAUCCUCUCUUUUACUGUUGGGAGGAUCACAAAUAAUAAUGAUCUGAAGUGAUUUUUCACUCUGGCGAUGCAGUUGCAAUAACAAUUAAGCUGAGCCGGUGCUUAAAGGUAAACUCUUGGACUGAAAUGUGUCCAACUAGAAUGGAGUCAACGUAGAAGAUUUAUGUAAUCGAUCUCAAUUGGUUUGACAUAGAGGCAUAGUUGUCGUUGUAUUUUGUUGUGUUGUAUGAAAUAACAAUUGGAUUAUCUUUACGCAAUGUUCAUCUUAUAUUUUGUGCACACAUGAUGUACAUUUCUUUUCUCA